UUCGCGCCGGGUGCCACGAUAGUCGCAUCGAAUCGAGUUCGCGCGCGCGUGCGUGCGUUUUUUGAAAAAAAAGAAAAAGAGGAAGACCCGCGAAAAAGACUAGCCGCAUCUUGUCCACUCGAUAAGACGAACGUGACGAAGAGGCCGGAAGGAGGAUGGACUAGGAGGUGAAUUUUGUGGCGGAAGGCGGAGCACACAACGGGUACGAGUUCGCGCGACAAAGUUCUGUCUCGCAAAGUGAGAGAACGUCAUCGGUCCAUGCAUCGAGAUCCUUUUGCUCCUGAGGAAGACAUCCAACAGGGGAAGUGAGAAAGAGAAAGAGCAGAAGCAUCGAUCGAUCUGAUCGAUCUGCUCGCGCCCCCCUUCCCCGCUCGUUUCUUCACUCAUCUGCCUGCCGCCUGAGCAAGACUUCACGAACGCUACAAUGUGCUGUGUGUGUGAUGUACGGUGCAGUGUGUUGGUGCUAACUUAGUGAUAACGAUAUCCCCCUCCUCCGUCACAUCUACAUCCGCGAAACCUACAAUAAACUAGUCUUGUUAUCUCGACCGGGAAUUGCUGCCGGAGAUAAGAACGGAGGCCAGGAAGAAGUUCCUUUCGCUCGGCAAAUCAGACCAAGAUUACCUAUGAUCCCGCUGGGCGUCGCGAGGACGACGGAAAAGGAAGAGAGGCGCUUUUGGCAGUAUUCCUAAUCUUCCUCCUCCCCGUUCUCUCUCUGUAUUCUGCCAUCCGCCCCUCUCUCUCUCUCUCUCCUCCCUUUCUCUCGCCUCCUCUUCCCGCUGCUGCUUCACCACCUGCUCGUUUCCUCGACGAGCGAUCGCGACGCACCGAGAUCUCGUUGGACACGAUGGACAUGAGCAGCGAGUCAAGCACCGCUAGGUGGUACGAGCCGCCUAGGUCGUCGUUGGAGCCGCCUUCAGGGGGUGCCGGGGUGGCUGGAGUGGUCGGCAACCCCAGCGAUUACAGGGGUUACUACCCCCACGCCGGACCGACGGCACAUCACCCCGCGGCCGCACAUUACGCCCACACAAGGAUGUCGAGCAGCGGCGUGUCGAGCGGUCCGGUGAGCCAAGUCUGCCGGCCGCAUUUCCACAGCUCGGUUCUCCAUCCAUGGUUGUCCGGCAGCAGCGCGGACACUUCGAAGACACCCUGGGGAUUCCCCACGACGACGGCGACCACGGGCGGCGCUGUGAGCGACGAGAAGCCACAGAGUCCCCUGGGAUCCUCGCUGCCGCCCACCACUGGAAGUUUAUCGAGUCACGGUGGCGGUGGUGCCGGUCACCAUCUCUUCUCCUUUCCACCAACACCACCCAAGGACGCCACGCCCGACAGCAUUACCGCCAGCACGACCUCCAGCACGAACAACAAUUCCACAAGCGAGUUAACAACGACCGAAAGUCAAGUCAAAGGAGUCAGAGGAAGUCAGAGGAAAACGUGGAGCAGGAGCUUUGGAGAAAGUCCUGUUAGAUUCGAAAGGAUUAUGGCCGUGCAAUUAACCGAGGAAAAGAGAAGGCGAUCCGAAAGGCCACGCUGGUCUCGGAGAAAAUGUCAUCCCGCGAGGUUGAAUAGUGAAAAGUGUAGAAAACAGAUUGAGAAUCGGAGAUCGAAACGCCUAUAUAUAUUUCUGCAUGGAAAUUCUCAAAAAUAUACACGACAGCAUGAAAUGUUGAGAAAACGACGAAUGCCUCUUCGCGCGAUCAACGUGCUUCCGUGUUCGCGUGGGAAACGUCAGAAUCGAGUUCUCGAGAAGAGAAGUUGCCGUGCUGCCUCCCGCUUUGACAAUUCGAUCUUGCGUUUCGCACGCGAGCACGAGCGAGUAAUCUUACUGCGCGAAUACGUUAACGCGCGAAUUAAUAUGAUUUUCCUUCCGUCGGGGUCCGUAGAGGGUCGCGAAUGCGUGAAUUGCGGCGCCACAUCGACACCCCUCUGGAGACGAGACGGCACUGGCCACUACCUCUGCAACGCCUGCGGGCUUUAUUACAAGAUGAACGGUCAGAAUCGACCCCUCAUCAAGCCGAAGCGACGCCUGGUAAGUACCUAAGCUGAAUUAGUUUCUUCCGAGCAAAGUAUAAACAACCGUAUGAUUAUUGCCGUCAAGCUCGAUAGGAAGAGCGAUUAAUCAAACGACGAUAAAGUAUAAGAGGGAAGCGAUAAAAUAAUUUAAAUCAUCGUAAAAAUGACACUAACUGGAAGGUGAUUUUUUACUUUUUAUAUCCGAGAUCGAUUGCUAAUCUUUAACAAGUAAACACUCGUAUGUAAAUUCACAUGCAACAUGCAUAUUUAUGUCAGUUUUAUUAAGGCUGGAUCAUUAGAAAAUGUAAAAUA
This is a messenger RNA of Pogonomyrmex barbatus (red harvester ant), 2322 nucleotides long. RefSeq lists its product as uncharacterized. Gene Ontology annotation, biological process: negative regulation of transcription by RNA polymerase II; positive regulation of transcription by RNA polymerase II; cell fate commitment. Gene Ontology annotation, cellular component: nucleus. NCBI's taxonomy places the organism in Eukaryota, Metazoa, Arthropoda, Insecta, Hymenoptera, Formicidae. Gene Ontology annotation, molecular function: DNA-binding transcription factor activity, RNA polymerase II-specific; RNA polymerase II cis-regulatory region sequence-specific DNA binding; zinc ion binding. The record is from RefSeq and is a predicted model, not a curated record.